AUGGUACGCACUCGCAGAAAGACCUACGAGGAACCAGCUGCGGAUGAGGCAACGGUAGCAGAAACAGAUACCUCUACUGAGAUUCCAACAACAAAUUCGGAAGAGGUCCAAGAGAAUAACAACAUCAGAGAGGAGGAAGAAAUUGAACAAAAUCACCCCGAAGUUGCUGAAGACGACUCUAAGAAGAGAAAGAACCCACCCAAAAAGAAGGGAGGAAGAAAGAAAAAGAAGAAAACAAGUACUGCUGGAAUACCAAAAACACUGGAAAUUAAAUCUACAGAAGACAGAAUAAGAGAAGCCAUCGGAGAUGACGAUGAUGAAAGUGAUCGCUGUAUCAACAAUGGUGAUGGCAUGAUGGUAGAUCAUGACGAUGCAGAAAAUCACUUUGAAGACAAAAUGGAGGAUGACGAAGAGGAUGAUGAUGGCGGUGCAGAGGGAGAUGGAUCUGUGAACAGUUCAAUGAAAUCGAUCAUUGACAAUAGAAGUGGAAAAUCGAAACGUCUCGAUUGGGAACAAGGAUUUUUUUAUUUACCAAAGUUUGAUUGUUAUUUGCCCAGGCCUGUUUUUCACAUGAUUUUGCAGUACAUUCCUCCUUUUCCUUUUUAUUUAACGUUACGAGGAGUAUGUCAACAAUGGCUUGACGAUUUAUAUCACAAUGUCUGUCCAAAUGUCGAGUCCAUUGAUUUAGUUAAGAGAAAUGAAUUCACUGACAGCAUUGGUUACAAAUAUCCUUGGUACAACCCAAACGCGAAAAGAAAAUACGGGGAUUCCAUUCGAUAUAUUUCUUUAGUUUUUCCAAAUAUCACAUCAAUGUGUUUUCCGAUAUUUGAGUCACGUCAAUUAAGAGUACCAACUCGAUUUUUGAAAUACUUCCCACAGCUUGAACGUAUAGAAUUAUUCAAUUACAGACCCUUCUCUCCUUUGUACUUGCAUGUAUCAGGACUUCGCAGCAACGAUUUCUUACUGUCCAUGGAUUUACUGAAUGUGAGAAAUAUAACACUUGGCUAUCAAUAUUAUCGCAGAAGGUCAGAUCGUACUUCUUUUCCCUAUGUCCUGAGUUAUUUGAAUAGUAAUCAGCAACAUCUCAGAAUCAAACAUAGCAUCAAGUAUGGAGAUAAUGGUACGGAAACACUAAAGGAAAUCAAGUAUCUGGUGGAAGAGGAGAAAUUUUCAUUCGAAGCAAUAGAUUUCUUUACUCUAGACUCUUAUCAAUAUACACAAGAAAUGUUGGAAUUCUUUUUGAACAAGUACAAGAAACAGUUGGCAAGUAAUUACAAAGCUCUCUUACCUUAUGAAGAAUAUUUCGAGCGACGAGGAAUUUUGUGCAAUCACAAUUUGCUUGACUUUAUUAUUGAAAACGAGUUAUUUAAAGUGGCAUUCCCUAAUGCCGAUACUGUAGCUUAUGUUAUAACUGACAAGAUUUUGAAAAAUAUUGCCGAUGAAAAGAUGGCUAAAGCCAUAUUUGAACAGGCUAAAUUUCCACUUCUAUUUGAAGGGGAAUGGAAUCCAUUGCUCACAGUUCUCAUCAGCAACCCUUAUACUCCAGGUUUAGUCUCAUAUUUAUGCAAACUUGUUCCAAAUUUGAUCACACUUGGCAACAGUGAAGGAAUAGUUACCAAAGAUGAAAAUGGUUGUUUUGUUCACAAUAUGAAUGUGCUUGCUUCCUAUUUAAAGAAAGUAAGAGAGCCAAGUGGUAACGUAACUUCUCUGGUAGAACGAUUACAUAGAUGUGGUUGUGAAUUGAAUUAUGUUUUUGCAGAGACAGGCAAUAAUUUCUGCCACUUGAUACCUUCGUCCUAUUUAUUUAAAGUAAUACCUAAAGAAUAUUUAAUUAUGAAAAACAAUGAAGGACACACUCCUCUUCAAUCACUGUGCACUUUACAAGGAGAAUUAUCGAUUGAUUUUAUUGAAGAAGUGAGCAAGAUAUUUAACACCAACGGAAUACCUCUCAACGACACCUACAACAAUGAUCAAAAUUUGUUACACAUGUUUGCCGAGAAGAAAAACCAACCUGUUAUUGAAACCCUCAUUAGUUACGGUGUCAAUGCAAACGCUGUUGAUACCUUUGGCAAAACACCGCUAUUUUACAUGCAUUCGAUUGGACAUCAGCUUGUUAGACCAUCCACGCUCCAUAAAUUAAUGCAAGCCAUGGACAAGGCAAUGCUGAAUCAUAAGGAUAAGAAUGGAAAGACUGCUCUUACGUAUUGGCUUGAGGACCUCAAACCGAAUAUUCCAAGUUCUGGAAUGCACUAUUAUUCACCAGUCGACCUUUCAGGGAACCUUGCAAUUAUUUUGUUGAUGGUAGGUGAUGGAUGUAAUGUAUUGGACGCCAUUCAAAGCAUGGAUUCUGAGCUCAUGAAACAAGGAAACCUUUCCCACAAUCUUUCGCUAUUCUUGGUACAAUUAUUGGUUGCAACUACUCGUCACACUGAGAGUUAUAUCUCUCGAUUACUGAAAAUAAUUAGCCAAGACAAAGAUAUUUAUGAACUCUUGAGUGCUCCAUUUCAAUUUCAAGACAAUGAAUUUGAAGAUCAAAAUUUGCUUGGAGUUAAAGCAAACGCCCUCUCCUGUUUAAUAACAUAUUUGAUGGAUGGCUUUGAGAAUUCUCCUAUUGGUGCUCUAUUUUUUGGAACACCUCCAGUACUGGAUAAGAGUGUUUUAGACAAAGUAUUCACUCUUGAAGAUGGAGUGUCCGCUAUUGACUUUUUAUAUUUUGCUUUAUUGUCUGGUAUUCCAGGUAAUCAAUUUAUGCUCUUUUUAGAAGAAAUAUUCAAUGUUCCUCGUCUUCAUUAUACCUGGUAUAGACAACCUCACUAUUCUCAAAUUUGCCCUAAACUAGCCAAAUACUCCUACUACGAUACUGAUCAGGGCCCACUCAAUAUUCUUCAGCUUUGCUGCAAGCAUGAACGCAAAGAUUUGUUGCAGUAUCAAUUGCUUCCAAAUUUUAAAAAUGGCCUUAUCACCAAUGACGAAUUCCAACAAAUGAUAACUGCAAAAACCAAGAAUGGAUACGAUUUAUUAGAUAUUGCAUGCAAGACUUUUAACAUGGAAUUGGCUGGUUUCAUUAGCUCAGAAUGCUCUCUACAAUUUAAACGAGCUCAUUUUGAGGAAGGUCUUCAGAAACAUCAAUAUGAUUUUUGUUACUCGUUCAUAACGAACAAGAGCGAUGCUGUGAAACCAACAUUGGACGAAAUUGUGCAUGUUUUGUGUGGAUAUAUUCAAAAGUGCGAAAUAUUUGAUGAAAAGCAGUUUGAACAAAAUUGCAUUGAUUUGUUUGAGGAUUAUUUCAUAGCUCAUGAAACCACUUUGGAAGAGAAGUGUAACCUGUUUAACAAGAUGUUCACUGUGUGUGGUGAGAAACCCAAAACAGCACCAACAGCGCGCCCUGUGACAACUGUUCAACAACGUAGUAAUUGGUUUCUACAUGUGCAUCGAACACUUGAGACAAACAAAAUGUUAUUUAUCCAACCUCCGACUCCAAUACCGGAAAACAAGACCUCGCUUUUAGAGUUAUGCUUCUUGCAUGGAUUUGUAUUUUUAACAGCAUAUUUUGUGUCCGGAGAAACCUCUGUGAAUAGAAGACCCAAGAAGAUCUUUAUGAAAAGUGAUCUUGAAACAGAAAUAUUGUCUCCUUGGGCCACCCACCAAAACGCGGAUACUGGAAACACUCUCUUGCAUUUACUUUGCACAAACACACAAGUCACAAAGGCUAGAGUGAAGAAGCAGCAUGAAAAUAAGGAAUAUUUGGCCACUGAUUUGAUUCAAUACUUGAAAAAGGUGAAACGAAAUACGAUUUUCGAUCUCACCAACAAGAACGGAGAAACAGCACUGUUCGGUGCACAUCGUACUCAAUUCUUGAUCGAUGUGCUGACUCCUUUAACCAAUACCUCUGUCACAAACAAGGAUGGCAAAAAAGCCUCUGAAAUGACACCUAUUGAAAUUGUAGAUCCAAAAAAGAAGAACUAG
Molecule: messenger RNA, 3966 nt
Organism: Naegleria lovaniensis
Lineage: Eukaryota; Heterolobosea; Eutetramitea; Acrasida; Naegleriidae
Exons: 3
Coding region: 1-3966 (1321 amino acids)
Molecular function (GO): protein binding
Source: RefSeq, a predicted model, not a curated record